Messenger RNA from Protomyces lactucae-debilis, 1339 nucleotides. Its product is annotated as glutamine synthetase. The transcript is spliced from 2 exons. Gene Ontology annotation, cellular component: cytoplasm. Lineage: Eukaryota; Fungi; Ascomycota; Taphrinomycetes; Taphrinales; Protomycetaceae. The coding region runs from base 66 to 1145 and encodes 359 amino acids. The record is from RefSeq and is a predicted model, not a curated record. Gene Ontology annotation, molecular function: glutamine synthetase activity.
CGCCCCCGUCCCAACCCCCUCCCUCCAUCUCCCAUACCCAACACAUCCCUCUAUACACAUCCAACAUGUCUGACCCUUCAAAACUCCCUGGGCGCGUCACCUAUGCCGCAAACCUCAAAAAGUACCUGGAUCUUGACCAGUGCGGCAAGGUGAUGGCAGAGUACGUCUGGAUUGACGCUCAAAGUGAGCUGCGUUCCAAGACCAUGACACUGGACGCUCGCCCAACCUCAGUAGAAGAGCUGCGCGAGUGGAACUUUGAUGGUUCCAGUACAGGUCAAGCACCCGGUGAGAACUCGGAUGUCUACCUGCGUCCAGUCAAAUUCUGGAAGGACCCUUUCCGUCUUGGUGACAACAUCAUUGUGAUGUGUGAGUGCUGGAACGCAGAUGGCACACCCAACAAGUUCAAUUUCCGUCACGAAGCCGCAAAGUACUCUGAAAAGCACACUGCGCAAGAAACGUGGUUCGGUAUUGAGCAAGAGUACACGCUCAUGGAUGAAGCUGGAAAGCCGUUUGGCUGGCCCAACGGUGGUUUCCCAGGUCCACAGGGACCUUACUACUGCGGUGUCGGUGCAGGCAAAGUCAUUAUGCGUGAUUUGAUUGAAGCGCAUUACAAGGCUUGUCUCUACUGCGAAGUUCCCAUCUCUGGUAUCAACGCUGAAGUGAUGCCUUCUCAGUGGGAAUUCCAAGUCGGUCCUGCCACAGGUAUCGAUGCAGCUGACCAAAUGUGGUUUGCUCGAUUCUUGCUCGUUCGCAUUGCAGAGGAGUUUGGCGUUGUUGUGUCGUAUGCUGCAAAGCCCCUUGCUGGUGACUGGAACGGUGCCGGUGCACACACCAAUGUCUCCACCAAGGAGAUGCGUGAAGAAGGUGGUAUGAAGGCCAUCAUUGCUGCCAUUGAGAAACUCAGCAAGAGGCAUAUUGAGCACAUCAAGUGUUACGGUGAUGACAACAGCCAGCGUCUUACCGGUAGGCACGAGACUGGAUCCAUUGACAAGUUCGACUAUGGUGUCGCUAACCGUGGUUGUUCUGUGCGUAUCCCCAGGUCUGUUGACCGGGAAGGAAAGGGAUACUUUGAGGACCGUCGCCCCGCUGCAUCCAUGGACCCAUACCGUGUUGUUGGCAAGAUGCUCGAGACUCUCUUUGAGUAAGCUUGUUCAAUUGAUGGCCAAAGAAGUGGGGUGCUUUCUAGACGUACGCGCUAUACUUUAACAAAAACAAAACUCAUCCAUCAAUGCUCAUUCAUUCGUUCAAUUGCCCAUUUGGUAGCAUACAUAGUAGACAUUCAUCAUCUGCUUAGCCUAGUCACUACAAUUCAUCAGGAUUUUGUGAAAACUCUCCGAUC